Molecule: messenger RNA, 4714 nt
Organism: Pan troglodytes (chimpanzee)
Lineage: Eukaryota; Metazoa; Chordata; Mammalia; Primates; Hominidae
Gene: SARM1
Product: sterile alpha and TIR motif containing 1
Exons: 9
Coding region: 662-2836 (724 amino acids)
Biological process (GO): negative regulation of MyD88-independent toll-like receptor signaling pathway; response to axon injury; signal transduction
Cellular component (GO): dendrite
Molecular function (GO): signaling adaptor activity; NAD+ nucleosidase activity; protein binding
Source: RefSeq, a predicted model, not a curated record
UUAUGAUGAUUGUUUUAACCACUUAGUAGGGAGGGGGCAUCCAGCGGUGUUGCUCCCACGUACCGAUGUCACGUGGGGCGGGGAGGCGGGGCGGAGAACGGAGAGCGUCCUCUUAUUCUCCACCCCCUUUCUCCAAGUCCAGCGUAGGGGGUGGCGGCUGCGACUGACCGAGGGGCUAGGGAAGGCUGGCCAGGGGCGUGGGCGUGGCUGGGGACGGCUUGGGGGUGGGGCUGCGCAGGAGGCUGGAGGAGCCCCGCGGGACCCAGAGGCGGGGCGUCGGCCCGGGGACCGCUGCUGCUCCGGGGCGUGGCUGCUGCCGAGCAUCUCCCAGCUCAGCAGAGCCCGUGCCCAGGCCACGCUUUGUUCCAGCCGCCGCCUCCUCUACCCUCCGGCGUCCGGAGCCAUCCCUCGCCUGCUCGCUCUCUCCUUUCGCCCACUCCCUGCAUCUGGGCCUGCAUCACCUUUGCCAACCGCUCCCCCGAUCCUGCCGACACUCCUCCCCCAAACUUCUGACCGGCACCCUUGCCUGGUACCCUUCUCUCCAUUCCUCCCCCUCCAUCUUCUUUCCCCGACCCCUCUCGGGUCCCUCUUUUCCCAAAACCCGGGUCUCUCCGCGUGGCCCCGCCUCCAGGCCGGGGAUGUCCCCCGCGGCCCCGCGCCCAUGGUCCUGACGCUGCUCCUCUCCGCCUACAAGCUGUGUCGCUUCUUCGCCAUGUCGGGCCCACGGCCGGGCGCCGAGCGGCUGGCGGUGCCUGGGCCAGAUGGGGGCGGUGGCACGGGCCCAUGGUGGGCUGCGGGUGGCCGCGGGCCCCGCGAAGUGUCGCCGGGGGCAGGCACCGAGGUGCAGGACGCCCUGGAGCGCGCGCUGCCGGAGCUGCAGCAGGCCUUGUCCGCGCUGAAGCAGGCGGGCGGCGCGCGGGCCGUGGGCGCCGGCCUGGCCGAGGUCUUCCAACUGGUGGAGGAGGCCUGGCUGCUGCCGGCCGUGGGCCGCGAGGUAGCCCAGGGUCUGUGCGACGCCAUCCGCCUCGAUGGCGGCCUCGACCUGCUGUUGCGGCUGCUGCAGGCGCCGGAGUUGGAGACGCGUGUGCAGGCCGCGCGCCUGCUGGAGCAGAUCCUGGUGGCUGAGAACCGAGACCGCGUGGCGCGCAUUGGGCUGGGCGUGAUCCUGAACCUGGCGAAGGAACGCGAACCCGUAGAGCUGGCGCGGAGCGUGGCAGGCAUCUUGGAGCACAUGUUCAAGCAUUCGGAGGAGACAUGCCAGAGGCUGGUGGCGGCCGGCGGCCUGGACGCGGUGCUGUAUUGGUGCCGCCGCACGGACCCCGCGCUGCUGCGCCACUGCGCGCUGGCGCUGGGCAACUGCGCGCUGCACGGGGGCCAGGCGGUGCAGCGACGCAUGGUAGAGAAGCGCGCAGCCGAGUGGCUCUUCCCGCUCGCCUUCUCCAAGGAGGACGAGCUGCUUCGGCUGCACGCCUGCCUCGCAGUAGCGGUGUUGGCGACUAACAAGGAGGUGGAGCGCGAGGUGGAGCGCUCGGGCACGCUGGCGCUCGUGGAGCCGCUUGUGGCCUCGCUGGACCCUGGCCGCUUCGCCCGCUGUCUGGUGGACGCCAGCGACACAAGCCAGGGCCGCGGGCCCGACGACCUGCAGCGCCUCGUGCCGUUGCUCGACUCUAACCGCUUGGAGGCGCAGUGCAUCGGGGCUUUCUACCUCUGCGCCGAGGCUGCCAUCAAGAGCCUGCAAGGCAAGACCAAGGUGUUCAGCGACAUCGGCGCCAUCCAGAGCCUGAAACGCCUGGUUUCCUACUCUACCAAUGGCACUAAGUCGGCGCUGGCCAAGCGCGCGCUGCGCCUGCUGGGCGAGGAGGUGCCACGGCCCAUCCUGCCCUCCGUGCCCAGCUGGAAGGAGGCCGAGGUUCAGACGUGGCUGCAGCAGAUCGGUUUCUCCAAGUACUGCGAGAGCUUCCGGGAGCAGCAGGUGGAUGGCGACCUGCUUCUGCGGCUCACGGAGGAGGAACUCCAGACCGACCUGGGCAUGAAAUCGGGCAUCACCCGCAAGAGGUUCUUUAGGGAGCUCACGGAGCUCAAGACCUUCGCCAACUAUUCUACGUGCGACCGCAGCAACCUGGCGGACUGGCUGGGCAGCCUGGACCCGCGCUUCCGCCAGUACACCUACGGCCUGGUCAGCUGCGGCCUGGACCGCUCCCUGCUGCACCGCGUGUCUGAGCAGCAGCUGCUGGAAGACUGCGGCAUCCACCUGGGCGUGCACCGCGCCCGCAUCCUCACGGCGGCCAGAGAAAUGCUACACUCCCCGCUGCCCUGUACUGGUGGCAAACCCAGUGGGGACACUCCAGAUGUCUUCAUCAGCUACCGCCGGAACUCAGGUUCCCAGCUGGCCAGUCUCCUGAAGGUGCACCUGCAGCUGCAUGGCUUCAGUGUCUUCAUUGAUGUGGAGAAGCUGGAAGCAGGCAAGUUCGAGGACAAACUCAUCCAGAGUGUCAUGGGUGCCCGCAACUUUGUGUUGGUGCUAUCACCUGGAGCACUGGACAAGUGCAUGCAAGACCAUGACUGCAAGGAUUGGGUGCAUAAGGAGAUUGUGACUGCUUUAAGCUGCGGCAAGAACAUUGUGCCCAUCAUUGAUGGCUUCGAGUGGCCUGAGCCCCAGGUCCUGCCUGAGGACAUGCAGGCUGUGCUUACUUUCAACGGUAUCAAGUGGUCCCACGAAUACCAGGAGGCCACCAUUGAGAAGAUCAUCCGCUUCCUGCAGGGCCGCUCCUCCCGGGACUCAUCUGCAGGCUCUGACACCAGUUUGGAGGGUGCUGCACCCAUGGGUCCAACCUAACCAGUCCCCAGUUCCCCAGCCCUGCCGUGACUUCCAUUUCCAUCGUCCUUUCUGAAGGAACAGCUCCUGAAACCAGUCUCCCUGGGCUGAGACAACCUGGGCUCUUCUUAGGAAAUGGCUCUCCCUCUCCCUGUCUCCCACCCUCGUGGCCCACCUCCAACCCACUUUCCUCAGUAUCUGGAGAGGGAAGGGAAGUCAGGCUUGGGCGCGGGAGGUUAGAACUGCCCCAGGCCCUGCCAUUGGGUUGUCUGUCUCCAUCAUGGGGAGGGUCCCUGCUCAGUUCUGGAGACACUGGAGUUGGGGUGGGGGUGGUUCUGCAUUCCCUUCUCCUGCUGAUAGCAGUCAGCUUGAGGAGGAUGAAGGAAGGCAGCCUCAGACAGGAAUUAAGGCAAUGCCCAGGCGGGCCUGGGCACUGUAUUCUGAGCAAGGGCCUGGGCCCAGGAGCCAGCCAGGGAUGAGUGCCAUCAUGGCUCUCCACUCAGACUGUGCCUGGCCCCUGCACUUACAACUUCCUGCCGCUCUGUGGCCUUGCCCUGUAAUCACUCAGUGCCCUUAGCUAGCCUGACUAAGUCCCAGAUCCCCUACAGCUUCCUUCGGUGUGGUAUCUUUUGCCACAUCCAGGGCGAGGGUUGAGGCAAACCAGCCCUCCCUCUGACUUCCUUGUCACUGCAGCCAGCUUUGCUGCACUUGCUGGUGCACAGGAGCCUUCUGUUUGGGCCUGGGUCUGGGCAUGGGGAGGCCGUGCCUCAAAGCCCACCCUACCCCAUACCUUGGUGCUGUGCCUCAGGCUCCUUCCUGGUCUGGCCCAGCUGGCUUCCCCAGCCCCUCAGCCAUCCAGGGCUACCCACUGCUUGCUCAGGGACCAGGCAGCCCCCAUGGCAGUAAAAGCAGCCUAGACAGAACCUGCAGCUCUGUGGAAAGAGGCAAAGUCCUGAGAAGGCAAAGGGUUGUCACUUAGGGCAGCUUCUCCAACUUUAACAUGCAUCCAAGUCACCUGGGAAUGUUGUUAAAAUCAGGAGAUCUGGGGUGGGGCCUAGGACUCUGCAUUUCUUACAGAUUCCCAGGUGAGCUGAUGCUGGUGGUUAAGGGUAGCAAAUCUCUAAAGCACGAAGCCCUCACAAAUCUUUGCCAUUUCCCAAACACUCCGCUCCAUGGUCUCCAGUCAUCAGAGCAACUCUACCUGGUAUUAUCAUCCCCAUUUUACAGAUAAUGACACUGAGGCUCAGAAAGGUUGAGGAUAAGCCCAGUUUCCUGUCAUUAAUGGCAGCCCCAGAUCCAGACCUAGGCCUCCUGGCACCCUGUCCACUGGCAGUGGAAUUGCUUUCCUGAGAAUCAUUCUGAGGCUGGGCUAUUGCUUCUCCCUUGCUUCAAAGAAUCUAGCAGCGGGGGAUAGGAUUUUGCAACAAAAAGCUGACCCAGAGGCCAUACAGAGCAGGAAUAUCCCAUUGCCCCCUCCUCCACUGGGUUCAGAGGGUAAGAAAGCACCCUCCAAUAAACCCAGGCUUCAGGCCGUGGGGGCUGCUGAAGGCUCUUUCCCCGCAAGGGCCAGGUGUUGACACCUUAAAGCUGGCUGCGCCCCCAGCCCCACUCUUGGCUGUGCUGGCCAGGUGACUCCUAGUUCUUGGCCACAUCAUCAGAAAGUCAAAGGUCUCACUCCAGGUUUGGGGCUCCUUCCUUCCACUCCCCUCCCUGCCAGAGUCUGUCUUGGCCAGUGCCAGCCUCGAUGCUUUGGUUUUGACCCCACCUGAUCCUCCUUUCCUCAUGCAGCACAAGUGCUCACCGGGGCCAGAGCCAGGGCAUGGAUAUGACAAGCAGGGCAGCCUGGACACUGCCCUCACAGGACAGCGUCAAUAACAAUACAGUGUCUGAGUAUCUCCA